Sorex fumeus (smoky shrew) is the source of this 2871-nucleotide messenger RNA. Its product is annotated as vacuolar protein sorting-associated protein 33A-like. Gene Ontology annotation, biological process: intracellular protein transport; vesicle-mediated transport. The record is from RefSeq and is a predicted model, not a curated record. NCBI's taxonomy places the organism in Eukaryota, Metazoa, Chordata, Mammalia, Eulipotyphla, Soricidae. Gene Ontology annotation, cellular component: CORVET complex; lysosome.
AUGACUGACCUGCACAGCGCCUCCACUCAGGCACUCUGGAACAGGAAGCUGACAGUGUUGCGGCAGGAGCAGCCAUUCUCCCAGCGCCUGCGCGCGACCCCCGUGCUCUGGGCCUGUCGCUGGGAGCUCCCCCACUGCACCGAGAGUCUCCGAGCCCCCAGCCGCGGCCACAGUGCCCCCCUGCACCCCUCUCCUUAUUGCUGCCCUGGCGCCGGAGUCCGGCCUGACCCGAACCUCCACCGGGCCGAGCUGGCCCCGAGCCACCUGCCCAUGCCAGGCCCUGGGGACGCAGAGCCCUACCUGAAAGCGGUGGCCACCGGGACGCACGGAAAGAUUCAGGCAGCAGCCUUAAAGGCUUGGAAGGGACUCCCAUCAAAGAGUUCCGUUGUCACCUCUCUUGCCAAAGUCCGCCAGGGCCCUAAUGAGCCCUAUAAUGACUUUGUUGGCCGCCUGGUGGAGGCUGCUGAGCGCCUCCUGGGGGGAGGCGACACUGAUAACGACUUUAUUCGCCACCUAGCCUAUGAAAAUGCUAAUUCUGUCUGCCAGGGCGUCCUCCGUCCUCACAAACGGGGCAAGACCCUCUCUGACUACCUCCGCCUGUGCGCCGAUCCAACCCUAGAGUCUGCUUUGGCUGUAACAAGCCUGGUCAUCUCUGGCGCCACUGCCCAGAGCGGGGGAGGGCGCGUGUACCCCAGAAAUUAUGCCCCAAGUGUAAGAACGGGUUUCGAUUCCCUCCUGCACGCCAUCCCAGGCAGCUCCAAAUUGGACCUCCAAAAACUGGCCGCAGCGGAGGCGCUAGUGCAGGAGCAGCUCGCUGCUGGACACAUAGAACCGACCAAUUCCCCCUGGAACACGCCCAUCUUUGUGAUCAAGAAGAAAUCGGGGAAGUGGCGGCUGCUCCAGGAUCUAAGGGCAGUAAACAAGACCAUGGUGGUCUUUGGAGCAUUACAGCCUGGCUUGCCAUCCCCCUGUUCCGGUUACAAAUUUCAGAGGUCCGAUGAAGCGCUUUCAAUGGAAGCUCAAGAUAAGAUUCAGAUGAGUGACCCCUUCUCCUUCCUAGGCUUUCAGAUCGAGCAGUCCAGGGUCAGAGUUCAAAAGGCUCAGCUCAUGACUUCCAAAUUGAGAACUUUGAACGACUUUCAGCAGCUGCUAGAGCGCGCCAUUGAUGAACAGUUCAUUGUUACCAUGGACUAUGAGCUCCCCUUUUCUCUGAUAAUCUUUGCGACCCCACACUCUCCCACAGGGAGGGAAUAUUGCAGAAAAUACUUCGGCUUGGAGCCGACCACCAUCAUUCAGCCCUACGACCGGGACCAGGCAGUAGUUUGGGAUGAGCAUCUCACAGGACCGAAUAGCUUGCUUGCACAGUGCUCACUUCUAAAGGAACAUGAGGUGGAGAAAAUGUUCACACUCAAAAGAAGCCUCUUGCCAGCAGCCGAUGUCAAGAAUAUCAAUUUUUUCGUCAGACCCCGGCUAGAACUGAUGGAUAUAAUGGCUGAAAAUGUGCUUAGUGAAGACAGAUGUGGCCUCAUAAGAGAUUUCCACAUCUUGUUUGUGCCUCAGCGUCGCCUGCUGUGUGAGCAGCGGCUAAAGGACCGGGGCGUCCUGGGCUCCUUCAUCCACAGGGAGGAGUACAGCCUGGACCUCAUUCCCUUCGACGGGGACCUUCUUUCCAUGGAGUCGGAGGGCGCCUUCCGAGAGUGCUACCUGGACAGCGACCAGACGAGCCUGUACCACGCGGCCAAGUACCUGAUGACGCUGCAGGCCCUGUACGGGACCAUCCCCCAGAUCUUCGGGAAGGGCGAGUGCGCCAGGCAAGUGGCCAAUAUGAUGAUCAGGAUGAAGAGAGAGUUUGCAGGAAGCCAGAAUUCAGUAUUUCCUGUUUUUGAUAACCUCUUGUUGCUUGAUUGAAAUGUGGAUUUAUUAACGCCCCUUGCGACUCAGCUGACAUACGAGGGACUCAUCGAUGAAAUCUAUGGCAUCCAGAACAGUCAUGUAAAGUUGCCGCCCAAGAAAUUCGCCCCGAAGAGGCAGGGUGACGGGCAGGACCUGCCCACAGAGGCCAAGAAGCUGCCGCUGAACUCAGCUGAGGAGCUCUACAUCGAGAUCCGAGACUGCAACUUCAACGCCGUGGGCGCCGUGCUCAGCAAGAAGGCCAAGGUCAUCUCGGCCGCCUUUGAGGAAAGGCACAACGCCAAGACGGUGGGCGAGAUCAAGCAGUUCGUCUCCCAGCUACCCCACAUGCAGGCGGCGCGGGGCUCCCUGGCCAACCACACCUCCAUCGCCGAGCUCAUCCAGGAUGUGACGACAUCUGAAGACUUCUUUGAUAAGUUAACCGUGGAGCAGGAGUUUAUGUCCGGAAUAGACACCGAUAAGGUCAACAGUUAUAUCGAGGACUGCAUCGCCCAGAAGCAUCCACUCAUCAAGGUGCUCAGGCUCAUUUGCCUGCAGUCGGUGUGCAACAGUGGGCUCAAGCAGAAGGUUCUGGAUUAUUACAAAAGAGAAAUUCUCCAGACAUAUGGCUACGAGCACAUCCUGACGUUACAGAACCUGGAGAAGGCCGGGCUGCUGCGGCCCCAGCAGGGGGGCAGGAACAGCUACCCCACCAUCCGGAAGACCCUGCGCCUCUGGAUGGACGAUGUGAAUGCGCAGAACCCGACGGACAUCGGCUAUGCCCCCCUCAGCAUGCGGCUGGCCCAGCUGCUCUCCCGGCCUGGUUGGCGCAGAAUCGAGGAAGUUCUGCGCAUUCUCCCCGGCCUCCACUUUGAGGCGCAGCCGCUGCCCACGGGCCUGCAGAAGAAACGUAGAGGAGGCUGUUUCCGGGUCGGGGACGGCAUGUUUUGUGCCAAAUUCUUCGCCGAUGACCAGCUGUGA